This is a messenger RNA of Halichondria panicea, 793 nucleotides long. RefSeq names its product dynein axonemal light chain 1-like. Gene Ontology annotation, molecular function: dynein heavy chain binding; alpha-tubulin binding. NCBI's taxonomy places the organism in Eukaryota, Metazoa, Porifera, Demospongiae, Suberitida, Halichondriidae. Gene Ontology annotation, cellular component: cytoplasm. The transcript is spliced from 8 exons. The record is from RefSeq and is a predicted model, not a curated record. Gene Ontology annotation, biological process: outer dynein arm assembly. Bases 35 to 694 code for a protein of 219 amino acids.
UAUACAAUAGAGCCCCUCCCCUCUAGCUGUUCCUAUGCAACAAACAUCCCCCAAUCCUCCAGUGCAGGAAGUUGUUCACAGCCGGCCAGGCGUCCAGAUACAGGAGUACAGCUACAGAAUGUCAAAAGGGACAAGCAUAAAGGACGCCAUUUCAAAAUGGGCUGUAAAGACAGGGGAGGAUCCAAAAGAGGCAAAAAAGAUACACCUGUACAUGCAGCUCCCUCCCAUUGAGAAGAUGGAUGCAUCACUGUCAACACUGGCAAACUGCGAGACACUGUCCCUGUCCUCCAACUGCAUUGAGAAGAUAAGCAACCUCAACGGAUUGAAGAAUUUGGUGACUCUCUCGUUGGGCAGAAACCUCAUCAAGAACAUCACUGGUCUGGAAGCAGUUGCUGACACUCUCCAACAAUUGUGGAUCUCAUACAACAAUAUUGAGAAGCUGAAAGGCAUUACAGUGCUCGCUAAGCUAAAGGUGCUGUACAUGUCUAACAAUAAUGUCAAAGAAUGGAGUGAGUUCCAGAAGCUUGGUGAGCUACAGAACUUGGAGGACCUCGUAUUUGUAGGCAAUCCCCUAGAGGAGAAGCACUCAGGUGAUGGAGACUGGAGGGAGCAGGCUCUCAAGAGAGUGCCCAAACUGAAGAAGUUGGAUGGGGUUCCAGUGGUGGGUCAAGCAGACGAUGAGGAAGAACAAUAAUAACUAUUAGACCCCUAAAUUGCUUAUAAUAGAUCUAUAUACACACUUAUUUAAUUUGUGCUAUCUGUCUGGAUGCUUUUAUUAUUGUUAAACACACUG